AUGGCUUCCCACGCCCCCGCCCACACAGCCCUUGGCUUCCAGUUCGAUCAACAGCAACAACAGCAACAACAACAACAGUUCGCUAGAGGACUUUGUGCUCUAUCCCAAUCCGCCAGCUCCUCGUCCGCAGCCUCAUCCACGAGACUCGCGCUUGCUAGCUCCCUCGAGCACUACCCUUAG
Molecule: messenger RNA, 180 nt
Organism: Penicillium daleae
Lineage: Eukaryota; Fungi; Ascomycota; Eurotiomycetes; Eurotiales; Aspergillaceae
Exons: 1
Coding region: 1-180 (59 amino acids)
Source: RefSeq, a predicted model, not a curated record